Cylicocyclus nassatus is the source of this 1366-nucleotide messenger RNA. The record is from the annotation of a GenBank genome assembly. NCBI's taxonomy places the organism in Eukaryota, Metazoa, Nematoda, Chromadorea, Rhabditida, Strongylidae.
AUGAAUUUGUUCGCAACUGCUAUUGAUUUCUUGUAUUCUGUCUACAGGAAAUUCAAUCCUUUUUACAAGGGAGUUUCCUGUUUUCCGCACAUGUCAUCGUUGUCGUCCGAUAUCUCCGGUAUCGCUGAUAUUUCGUUUCGUAAAGAAAGCAUCUGUGAAGAACCGACUCCCGUUGACAAUGAAGUGUCCGAAAUCAUUGCUCAACAUCGAUCAAACGAUCCAAACAGUACCCAAUCAGCAGAAAUAGCUGCGGCCAUUGCCCACUGCAAAGAGCGACUUAAAGAGCGCAUGUCGGAAAGGAAUUCGCCAAUAAAGCAAAUGUACCUUGACAAGCUAGUUCAGUUGAACCUUGAGAAGCAGAAUUUGGAGGAAAAUUCUGGUGCGGCUGAUGAGGUGGCCAAAGUUCUAGGUCAUGAGUUCCAGCUGCAGAAAACUCAUGGACGGAGAAAUCCCUAUUGUGAAGUUUGUAUGGGAACAAUUUGGCGCAUGGUUCAGUCGUGGCGGCGUUGCAAAGUUUGUGGGAUUCGUGUUCACGAUAAGUGUGCCAACGAGGUACGUCGAGUUUGUGCCGGAGUAGCGGCAUCUCGACGUGACUUCCGAUUGGCAACGACGAUAUGCGAGGAAAGAGGACUGUGUGCACAAAACUACGCAUGUGCAGAAUGUGAAGCGCCGCUUGCUUACGAUGGACCUGUCAACCAACAGCCAAGACUUUGUGAAUAUACUGGUCUUUUGUUCUGCUCUCGCUGUCACUGGGCUGAUCAGUGGUCUAUCCCUGCGAGAAUUAUUCACAACAUGGAUGCAAGGCCGAGACCAGUUUGUCGAGCUGCUAAGCAGCUUCUAGCGAUAAUUGAUAAUCGACCUCUAAUCGAUUUGUCACAAGUGAAUCCCUCUCUGAUCAAGUAUCACAAGGAACUAAAAAGAAUACAACAAUUACGGCGUAACUUUCUUCUCAUGAAAUGUUACUUUGUUAGCUGUCGCAAGGCAGCGAAAUUGCGGAUAUUACAGUACCUGAGUAAGCAUCAACACUUUGUCGAAGGAGCUGACAUGUACUCCAUAGCAGACCUGCGUGAGCUAUGUUUGGGAAAUCUGCUCCGUGAUUUGGAAGACAUUCAUACUGUAUUUCGGAGACAUAUCGAGGAAGAAUGCGAAAUAUGCGCAGGAAAUGGAUUUUAUUGUGAAAUGUGUGAUGAUGAAGAUAAGCGUGACCAGGUAAUUUUUCCGUUCUCGGAAAAUGUGGCAAUGUGUCAAAAGUGUCUUGCUGUGUUCCAUGCGAAAUGCUUUGAUAAACGGAGCAGCAAAUGUCCCAGAUGCGAGAGGCGUCAGAGACGGAAUUCUCAGCGAUUUACAGAUGAUGAGUGAAUUCUUG